Molecule: messenger RNA, 6740 nt
Organism: Aspergillus homomorphus CBS 101889
Lineage: Eukaryota; Fungi; Ascomycota; Eurotiomycetes; Eurotiales; Aspergillaceae
Product: putative fatty acid synthase beta subunit
Exons: 3
Coding region: 144-6560 (2138 amino acids)
Biological process (GO): long-chain fatty acid biosynthetic process
Cellular component (GO): fatty acid synthase complex
Molecular function (GO): enoyl-[acyl-carrier-protein] reductase (NADH) activity; fatty acid synthase activity; [acyl-carrier-protein] S-acetyltransferase activity
Source: RefSeq, a predicted model, not a curated record
GUAAGAGUUUGAGCUGCGCUGGGCUGGCAUCUGCACUCAGACGACUGGACCAUCACUGCAAGAAGCUCUCGUCCUGUUUUCUGUCUGUAUACCCUUGAGAUUUCUCUUUGUCGAUUGCUCCCCACUCGUUGUGUAUACUGUAUAUGACUCCACUGUCUUUUCUUCACAUUCAGUCAAACCUCCUUUGCACUCUCCUUGGCUAUCUCAUUUCCUUUGCCUUGUUUCUUUCUCAAAAAAUGCCGCACCACUCCCGGCCCUCGAUAGAUCUUGCCGUUCCGCGCAAAAUGAAGUCCAAUCCCGUCAUGGCCGGGGGAAGGAGCUCGUCUGCUUCGUCGGAUGAUCUCUUCUCCCCGGUGAUGGAGGUAGAUACCCCCAUGACAGAGUACCCCUUGGGAUCCCCUUCCCCCAUGUCCUUACCCCGUGAAGACAUUGAGAUUGCCUUCCUCCGCUCCCAAGCAUCCCUCAAGAAAUCGUCUAUUCUCAAUGAUCGGUUUGCAACUACUCUGGAUGGCCUGACCACUCGGGCCGUCGACGAGUUGUCCCUCUCCGAAAAAGUCCAAAGCCUUUCCGCUUUUGUGCGCGAGGUCCUCGACAGUGUCGACCAGGUGCAUGAGGAUGGCCCGCAGGAUAUUCUCAAGAAGUCCCUGCGGGUAUUCAACAAGCAUCUGUUCCAGGAUGAAGACAUCCACAGUGUUGUCGCUUCGCUGCCUCUCGAGCCGGAGGAGAAGUUCCAGAUCAUCCAGACCUACUACCAAGCUAUCAGUGUGACGCAGUUUGUCUCCCCAAAGUGGACGAGUGGCUUGUUGUCUGAUGCUCUCUGUCGUCGCGCGAACAUUGUGACGGUCUUCAACGGUCAGGGUGUGGAGGGCUACUUCGAGGAACUGCAGCAUCUCUUCGAUACCUAUCCCGGCCAGCUGGCUGAACCCUUGUAUAACCUGAGCAAACAAUUGAAGGGGCUUGCGGCCGACACCCGCGCUCAAGACAUGUACCCUCAUGGUCUUGAUGUCAUGGGCUGGUUGGCGAAGCCGGAGUCACGUCCGUCAGUCGACUAUCUCCUCUCUGCCCCCGUCAGUCAGCCUUUGAUCGGACUGGUCCAGCUACUCAACUACUACAUUACCUGCAAAAUUCUCAACAAGACCCCGGGGGAGUUUGCACGUCACCUCAGCGGCGCCGCAGGACACUCUCAAGGCAUCGUGGUGGCUGCUCUCUUGGCCACCGUUGUGUCGUGGCCGACCUUCUUCGACGCCGCACGCACCGCCCUCCAGGUGCUAUUCUGGAUUGGAUGUCGUUCCCAACAGUGCUAUCCCCCGAGCUCUAUUCCUCCUGCCCUGGUCGACCAGUCCGAACGGCUGAGCCCUAUGCUGAGUAUCAAGGGCGCCUCCCGCGAGCAGUUGCUGCAGCAUCUGGCCGAGCACAACAAGUAUCUGCCUGCCUCACAGCAAGCCGCUCUGGCUCUGCUGAAUGGUCGCCAGCAAUUCGUCGUCGCCGGCGAUCCUCUCUCCCUCUACGCCUUCGCUAACAAGGUCCGCACGGCUUCGAACAACUCCGGAGGCGCUCCAGCCAACAAUGCUCGCGUGCCCUUCAGGCAGAGAACCCCUCUGAUCACUGCGCGGUUCCUUCCAAUCUCUGUGCCUUUCCACACCAGUCUCCUAGAGGAUGCCUCUUCACAGAUUAUCGAGGACCUCCGCGGGGUGAAUGUCCCCGGGACCAGCCUGGUAUUUCCAGUUCUUCGCACCGACAAUGGGGCUGACCUGCGGGAAUAUGACAACUUGAUCCCCGAGCUCGUGCAUAUGGUGGUCUGUGGCAUCGUCGACUGGGAGAAGGCCACGCGGUUCCCUUCAGCCACGCACUUCCUGGACUUCGGUCCCGGACGCGAGACAGGCAUCGGCGCGUUCCUGUCGUCGGCCAAGGCCGGCACCGCGACGCGCAUCAUCCUCUCGACCACCCUGAGCGGACCCAGCAAGGCCUUGGGCUACAUGCCGGAACUGGUGAGCCGCAAGCGUUCAGUUGUCUACAAUACCAGUUGGGAACAGGACUAUGCCCCCCGCUUGGUCCGGGUCGGUGACGAGACGAUCCUCGACACCCGGUUCUCGCGGGUUCUGGGCCUGCCCCCGGUCAUGGUGGCAGGAAUGACGCCGACCACCGUCUCCCCGGACUUCGUCGCCGAGGUGAUGAACGCAAACUACCACAUCGAGUUCGCGGGUGGCGGCUACCACAAUGCCGACGGGAUGCGCGCUGCCCUACAACAGCUAGUGCAGUCCAUCCCGGCCGGCCGUGGCAUCACCUGCAACCUCAUCUACGCGAAUCCCCGGGCGAUGGGCUGGCAGAUUCCGCUACUCAGCCAGCUACGCAGGGAGGGCGUGCCGAUUACGGGCCUGACCAUCGGCGCGGGCGUGCCCUCCAUCGACAUCGCCAGCGAGUAUAUCCGUGACCUCGGACUCUCGCACAUCGCCUUCAAGCCGGGUUCGAAAGAUGCGAUUGACAGUGUGCUCCGCAUUGCCGAGGCGAAUCCCAAGUUUCCCAUCCUCCUGCAGUGGACGGGCGGCCGGGGCGGGGGGCAUCACUCGUACGAAGACUUCCACGAACCGAUCCUCGAGCGCUACGCACAGAUCCGCGCAUACUCCAACAUUAUCUUGGUGGCGGGCAGUGGCUUCGGCAGCAGCGAUGAUACCUACCCCUACCUGACGGGGUCGUGGUCCAAGGCACUCGGCUAUGCUGCCAUGCCCUUUGACGGAAUUCUGGUGGGCAGCCGUGUCAUGACGGCGAGGGAGGCGCGCACCAGCCCGGCGGUGAAGCAGGCGAUUGUGAAUACGCCCGGUGUGCCGGACGCGCAGUGGGAGAAGACCUACCAGAAGGCAACGGGCGGUGUUAUCACGGUCACGUCGGAGAUGGGGGAGCCGAUCCACAAGCUGGCGACACGCGGGGUGUUGCUGUGGGCUGAGCUGGACAAGCAGGUGUUCUCACUGCCUCCGCCGCAACGAGUUCAGGAGCUGCAGAAGCGAAAGGCCAGCAUCAUCCGGCGGUUGAACGCCGACUACGCCAAGGUGUGGUUCGGCGUGGACGCCCAGAGUCAUCCCUGCGAUAUCUCCGAGAUGACCUACGCCGAGGUGCUCCGCCGGGCGGUCGACCUCCUGUAUCUGAAGAGCCAGCAGGCAUGGAUCGACCCCUCGUAUCGGUCGUUUGUGGCCGACUUCGUGCGCUGCGUCGAGAGCCGCAUGAGCUCCCGCCAACCGCGCCCUCGCGCCGUGCUUCAACAUGAUGCACAGCUGGACCGUCCAGAGGCAUUCCUGGCCGACUUACUGGCAGCCUAUCCGCAGGCGCUGCACGAUGUGAUCGUCCGCGACGACGAGAACCAGCUGGCCAUGCUGUACAAGCAGCCGGGCCGGAAGCCACUGCCAUUCAUCAUUGCGCUGGAUGAGUCCUUCGAGUACUGGUUCAAGAAGGACUCGUUGUGGCAGUCGGAGAGACUUGAGGCGGUGAUAGACCAGGACAUCGGGCGCAUCUGCGUGCUACACGGUCCGGUGGCGGCGCAGUACACCACUGUGGCCGAUGAGCCGGUCAAGCAGAUCCUCGACAACAUUCACAAGCCACAUGUGCACGCAAUCCUGCAGCGACUCUACGCGGGCAAAGAAGCCCGGGUCCCUAGUCUGGAUUACCUGUACUCGGCCGGGGUAUUGCCGUCGACGGGCCCUCCGGUGGAGGUGGCCAAUGUCAACUAUGUCAAGCACAGCCGUUCCUACGACCCGCCGACACUGGCCUAUGAUCUCGAUGCCCUCGCCGAGACCCUUCCGACCGAGGAGCAGUGGCUCGAACUGAUUGGCGGGACGAAACCCUCGUGGCGCAAGGCCUUGGUGACGUUGAACGAGAUUGUGCAGGGCAAGAGACUGGCCAAGAACCCCAUCAAGGGCCUCUUCGCGCCGCGCGCAGGCCUCGGUGUGCGCAUCAUGCACCCUGACCGUCCGGAGAAGACAGUCAUCCUGAUGCGGCAGAGCAACAAAGGCCAGGAGAAGGACGAUGCCACUGUCGAGAUUCGCGCGCUGUCGGCCUCGGACCUCAUGCUCACGCUGCGAGCCCCCGUUACCGGUGGCGAUCUCCCGGUCGAUCUCGUCUUCUACUUCACGUACGAGCCUACGUAUGGCCAAAACCCCAUCCACGAAGUCAUGGAUACGCGAAAUCAGCGCAUCAGCCGCUUCUACGAGCAGCUCUGGGUCGGCGAUGCGCCGAAGGCAGGCAGCCGGCAUGAGCAGCGAAGCGAUGAUACCGUCCUAGUGACGCGCGAGGCGAUUCUGGAUUUCACCAAGGCCAUCGACAACCGGAAUAGCGCGUAUAGCGGGAAGAUGAAGUCCAAGUCUAAAUUGCUGGCGCCUCUGGACAUGGCCAUUGUGGUGGCCUGGAAGCCGUUGAUGCGUUGUCUCUUCACCGACGCCAUCAGUGGGGAUAUCCUGCAGCUCCUGCAUUUGAAGAACGACUUUCAGGUGCUCGACGAUGCGAGCCCCAUCUGCGAGGGCGAUGUCCUGUCGUCUGCCGCGGAGAUCGAGUCCAUUCGCAUCCGACCUGAGUCGGGGAAGGUUGUUCGCGUCCGUGCCACCAUCUCCAGGCAGGGGACGCCCAUCAUCACCGUGGGAAGUGAAUUCAUCCUCCAGGGCCGAUACGAGGAUUACCACAAUACGUUCGACAAGAACAAGGAGGAGCAGGUGUACAAGCUGCCGUUGCAGUCGCGGAGGGAAGUGAUUCUGCUGGCGUCGAAGCCCUGGUUCCAAAUUGCUGCCGGAGCCAGUCUCGAUGACCACCUGCAUGAGGAGCUCACCUUUCGACUGCGGAGUUCGUACCAGUUUCGCGAUGCCCACGCCUAUAGCGAGAUAGAGACUUAUGGAACUGUCAGCUGCACUGUCGGGACUGGGGAGGUGACCAUUGGAACAGUGAGGUUUAAGAGCCACUCGCACUUCAAAAACCCGGUGCUGGACUUCCUGAGCCGUCGCGGACAUGCAUCGACUGAGGUCAAAGAAUUUCCAACUUCCGUCCCUCUGGCGGCGGAGAUAGAGAUGACGAUGCCACAGUCCAGCAACCAUUACGCCUCCGCCUCGGGCGACAGCAAUCCCAUCCACCUGUCGCGGGCCUUUGCGCAGUAUGCCGGCCACGAUGGCCGGGUCAUCCACGGCAUGCAGACCAGCGGCCUCGUUCGGGGACUGGUGGAGCUGCACGCGGCGGAAAAUGACCCGACACGCAUGAAGACCUGGUCAGCCUCGUUCCAGGGCAAGGUGACGCCCGGCGAGACGCUGCUGGUGGACAUGAACCACACGGGCAUGAACCAUGGCCGUCUGAUGAUUGUCGCAACCGCCCGGUCCGCGGAGUCCGGUCUCGAGGUGUUUCGCGCCACCGCAGAGCUGGCGCAGAAGCCAGGAGCGUACCUUUUCACCGGUCAGGGCAGUCAGAAGCCUGGAAUGGGGAUGGAUCUGUAUGAGACGAGUGCCGCCGCGCGCCGGGUCUGGGACACGGCCGAGACAUUCUUCGUGGAUACCUACGGGGUUUCCAUCUUGGAGAUCGUGCGCAACAACCCUAAGGAGUACACGGUGCACUUCGGAGGAAGCCGGGGCAAGGCUAUUCGAGAGAACUACAUCUCGCUAGACUUCGAGGUGGUCAACGACCAAGGUGAGAUUGAGUCGGUGCGCGCUUUCAACGAAAUAACCCCGACCACGCGCUCCUUCACCUACACGUCCACCGGCGGGCUGCUGCACGAGACCAUCUUCACGCAGCCCUCGCUGGUGCUCAUGGAGCUGGCGCGCAUUCAUGACAUGCGGGAGCGCGGCCUGAUCAAUGAGGACAGCUGCUAUGCGGGGCACUCGCUGGGCGAGUAUUCGGCACUGGCAGCCAUGGGGGAGAUUUUCACUCUGGAGGGAGUUACGGCCACCGUCUUCUAUCGGGGGCUGACGAUGCAGAAGUCGAUCGAGCUGGACCAUUCUGGUCGAGAUUAUUCUAUGGUGGCUGCCAACCCCAGUCGGGUUUCCAAGAACCUUAAAGAAUCUGAUCUCUGUGACAUUGUCAAGGCAGUCGAAGCCGCAACCGGAGGACUCUGCGAGAUUGUCAACUUCAACGUGAAGUCGACCCAAUACGUGUGUGCCGGUGAUCUUCGAAGCUUGGACUGCCUGGCAGGCGUCGUCGACCACUUGGUGGCCCACCCCAAACUACUGGCGUCCAUGGACACGCUCAAGGCUGCCAUUCCCGACAUUGUGCAGGAAUGUCUCGCGCAGACUGAUGCCAAACCGACACCGUUGGAGCUUCAGCGUGCGAAAGCCACAAUCCCCCUAAAGGUCAACGUGCCAUUCCACAGUAGCCUUCUCCGCCCUGGGGUUGACACCUUCCGACGCAGCCUCUGCAAAGCCAUCCCCGAGCACAUGGUUCGUCCAGAGAAGCUGAUCGGAAAGUACAUUCCCAACCUGACGGCGCAGCCAUUUGAGUUGAGUAAGAGUUACUUUGAACAGGUGCUGGCCAUCUCUGAGAGCCCUCGUGUAAGGGAAAUCUUGGAGAAUUGGGAUCAAGUAGCACCUGUUGCUGUUUGUUGAGCAGGGGUGGGCUCCGGAUCCGAAAAUGUGAUAUUCCUUAGGCGUUGGAUUCAUUUCUCUUUUGCUUGACUUUCUGACGUGCAGAAAGUUUGAUAUUUGGAUUAUCGGUCCUGUAGAUAAUUUAUUUUUUCCCGUUUGCUUACUAGUUAACAUGAAGACGCUUUCUACGACAUUUUUCUG